Molecule: messenger RNA, 786 nt
Organism: Pyrus x bretschneideri (Chinese white pear)
Lineage: Eukaryota; Viridiplantae; Streptophyta; Magnoliopsida; Rosales; Rosaceae
Product: calmodulin-like protein 30
Exons: 1
Coding region: 67-666 (199 amino acids)
Molecular function (GO): calcium ion binding
Source: RefSeq, a predicted model, not a curated record
CAUGCAGUAGUAUUCAUCGCAUUAGUCAUAUAUAUUACAAUUUAAUUUCCUCUGAAUAAAACAAAAAUGUCAAAUUUCAGCUUUUUCAGGUUUCAAUAUGGCACUCCAAGAAAGCCUCCAAACAAACCAGCUCCCCAAAUGAGUAAUAUCUCCAAAGAAACAACCCAAGUGAGCUUCUCCAAAGAAAGGUCUAAAAGGUCUCGUUUUUCAAGGCCUUCAUCCCAACCAAAAGUGGAGGAAGUAAGAUAUGUGUUCGAUAAAUUCGACACGAACAAAGAUGGUAGAAUCAGCAGGGAGGAGUACAAGUCGGCUCUCAAGACCCUGGAUAAAGACAUUGCAGAGGGUGAGAUUGCCAAGACAUUCAAGGCCCUUGACUCUGAUGGGGAUGGCUUCGUUGGGUUCACCGAGUUUGUGGAAACGUUCAACAUGGGAAAUGAUGAGGCAAGAAAGGCGGACAUCGAAAGCGCGUUUCGAGUGUUCGAUGUGGAUGGGAAUGGGAAAAUAAGCGCAGAGGAGUUGUCUCUGGUGUUGAAGAAGUUGGGAGAGAAUUGCAGCCUUGGGGCUUGUAGGAAUAUGGUGAAAGCUGUGGACUCUAAUGGUGAUGGUUUAAUUGACAUGAAUGAGUUUACCAAAAUGAUGGGAAGCUUCAAAACACCAACUGUUUAAAGAGAUAUAUGUAUAUAUAACUUGGUUUUCCCAUACCAUGUUAUAUACGGUCAAGUAAUUUGGUUCUAAUAUUUGUAAGGGAUGUUUGCUUCUGUUCUUAAAUAAGCUAUAUCAGCUGGA